Molecule: messenger RNA, 1083 nt
Organism: Dermacentor silvarum
Lineage: Eukaryota; Metazoa; Arthropoda; Arachnida; Ixodida; Ixodidae
Exons: 6
Coding region: 132-923 (263 amino acids)
Source: RefSeq, a predicted model, not a curated record
UUUUAUGCGCGCGCGCACACAAAGAGCCGUCGUGAGUGGAGACGCUGCAAACGCGGGCGCUGACGUGGCCCUGGCAAGCGCAGGCGGCACAGCGUGCAGCCUCGUCGGCCACUAAUCCUUCUCGAUCCAAUAUGGCCUCCCCGGUGAUAGCUUUCGUGACAUUCGCAGUGCUAGAUAUGAGUGCCGAUGCCGGUAGCUUUAUGAACAUCGAAGUCAAGCCAAAGUUUGAAGAAUGCCCAAAGAUGGACCACCACGUAGACAGAUGUCGGGAGGCGCUUCUGUCCACACCCGAGCUGACGCAUGUCACUUUGGACCUCGAUAGCGACGAUCAGAGACGGCCCUACGAGUUAUGCAUGCUGACGAAACUGGAUCUUACCGCGCGCGAGGCCAUGGUCUGGUGCGAACACAAAGGAUCUCUGGCAAGGAAAAUAGCACUCUGCUACGAGUAUCUACUGAGGAUGGGUGCACCUGAACUCUCCGAACGCCUCAUUGUGAAAGUGAUAGACGAGUUUCAGAUGUGCUUGGAGAACGCCGAAGGACCGGUAGUUGCCUUACGAGAAAAGCCUUCCAAAGUGUCCCUAGACCAUCCGCCGCACGCCAGUCCCCUUACGGAUCAUCGUAAUGUACACCUCGGUAAAUACAGCGGUGAAGACGAUGAAAUGCCCAGCGGUGAACACGACGAAGCACCCAGCGAUGAAGACAUUAUGGCUGCGGAAUAUCGAAACUCUCAUGACAAGUACAGAAAAACAAUCUACGAUAGAGGUAGUAAAAAUACCAAUUCGUUCAACCAGGUGAAUUUCAUGGGGCCGCCUAGUGACUACUACUACCCUAGGCGCGAGAACGGCCUCGGCAAUGAAACCCCCACUGUGAAUCCGCAGCCCGGCUCACAAACUACAAGCCUUGGACCCGGUCACAGCCUAUAAGUCCGUGAGAGAGCUGAGAAACGACUAUCGUGGCCUGAUUAACGGCUGUCUGAUUAUUGCACUGUGUACGAUUCAUGCACACGAGAAAACACGUACGGAGGGGAACAAUAAAUGAUAGUCACUAUUGCGUUAAAUAACCAACCUUGCCAGCGUUGUCUUC